CUCUGUCCCCGUUGCUAGGCGACGCGCGGGCGGUGUGGGGGCCGGGCUGUCGCUAGGCCGCAGCUAGGCCGCGGGGCUGACCCCGGCUAUCCCACACCUCUAUAGCCCUCUCUCGUUUGUCUGCUGGACUCCUCCCUUCCGUUCUCUGCCUCAGAGGCCUUUCUGAGGCGUUUCUCAGAGUUACGGAGCCGAUAAAAUAGUGAAGGAGGCCUGCGAGCCGCUGGCCUUUGAGGUGGUUCUCGGUUCGUUCCCCAGAACUGUGGCUCGCCACAGAGGACUGAGCACAACGUGUUAAUUCUGAACAGAGCGUGGCAGAAGGAUACGUGGCUCCCGCUGUGCUGCAGCUGAAGGGUGGUUGCAGUCAGCAAGGAUCUUUGUGCUCGUGAAUCUCAGCUGCUCGGUGAGGUCCGGCUCUGUGUAACUCCUGCAGUUGCUCUGUAAAGGAUCUGAUAUUAAACUCAGUUCUGGAUGACCUCAGGAAGUGGCCAAAGGGUUCAUUCUCCAUACGCAAUCUGGCUACCAAGCUGGUACCUGAAAUAAAGGCAGUGUAAAUGUCACUGCCUCCCUUCAUUCUUCCCAAAAUACUUCCAUGUAACUUCCUAUGAAUAACAAGGAAGUUAACUUCAGUGAAUCCCAGCGUAAUGCUGUCACUAAGAGGUUGGCUGGACCAUGGAGCCCUUCUCACUUGCAGAAACGAAUUCAUCUGUGCCACAGGAAAAAUUCCAUGUCCUGGUGGGUGUGACCGGGAGCGUGGCUGCCCUGAAACUGCCUCUCCUCGUCUCUGGAUUGCUGGAAAUCCCUGGGCUUGAAGUGAAGGUGGUGACUACUGAGAGAGCAAAGCAUUUCUACAACCCCCAGGAAAUUCCCGUCACCCUCUACAGCGAUGAAGAUGAAUGGCAGCUGUGGAAGGGCCGUUCUGACCCAGUCCUGCACAUCGAGCUCCGGCGGUGGGCUGACCUCAUGCUGGUGGCCCCUCUUGAUGCAAACACGUUGGCAAAGCUGGCAAACGGUAUCUGUGACAACCUGCUGACUUGUGUCAUCCGUGCUUGGGACCUGCACAAACCUCUGCUGUUCUGCCCAGCUAUGAACACGGCCAUGUGGGAGCAUCCCAUCACAGCUCAGCAGGUGGAGCAGCUGAAAGGCUUUGGCUACACAGAGAUCCCCUGUGUGGUGAAGAAACUAGUGUGUGGAGAUGAAGCACACAGUAUUCUCCAAGAAUUACUCCCAAGAAUCAAGCUGGUGCAAAUCCAGAGCAGCUUUCUCUCUAAUGUGGGCCUAACUGUGGAGUCACUGGAAUGGUCGUGGAGCCAUGGCAGAAGUGUGGACCAUAGUGGAGAGCGUGAGAAGGAUCCUUGAAGAACGGGGCUUGCCAACACAGAGCUGAUUGCUUGCCAUGAAAAUUGCCUUCCUGACGAUUCAAAGAUAAAACCAACAGGAAACCAAGUCGAGAUGGCAUGUGUCCUACAGCGUGCUCCUCAACUGAAGGAGUGAAACGGUUGUGUUCCAGCUGGUACCAAACUGAAAUGUGGUACAGCACUGCAGACUUUUAGAAACCUAAGCCAAGACCACGUUUCUUUAUUGUGGGAAAACUGUGGUAUCUUGCAGAGAGGGAGUAACGUUCCUCCAGGCCAAGCAGCUCUGUUUGUUUCACGUGUGAUCCUUUCUGAGAAGGCUGCAGAAGGAAUUGCCCUUGUGUCUCCGGCCCAGCAUUGCCCCAAGGGCAGCUGGAGUGGUGUGCUUGCUGUCCUGGCAAUAGGAACGUGGGUAUGAGGACACCCUUGCUCUCCAGUGUUGUCCCUAGCUGUGCUGCCUUCUCCUUUCCAGCAGGAGUCACUGUCCAGAAAGCGUUCUCCCUCCAAGAGCUUAAUAAAAAGAGAGCUUUUAAUUCUGCCCCCGAGGAAUUGCUUUUUGGGGGUGUUGUGCCUAACAUCAUUGCUAAAUCGUUGUGCUUGUGGGCUGUUUUUUAUCAGAGAUGGAAGAAACUGAGAGAAGCUAUCUGAUCCUCAAAUCAGCCUUUGUCCUUUGCGUCUGUUGACCGGAUCUGUAAGCAGCUAUCAACUGUGAAGCAAAAUGUCACCUGCCCGUCUGGGUGCUCUAAUCAGGAAGCAGACAGACUGGCCCUGGUGCAAAGCCUGGUGGGUGUUUUCAAAGGGAGUAGAGUCAAACUUCGCCUACAACAGUGCUUUCCAGCUUGAAAAUUAACCAUCUGGCCCAAAGAAAUUGGGAAAUCCCUGUGACCCCAUGGACCAGGGUAGCCAGGGCUACCCCAGCCCAGCCUUUCGUUGGAAAUGUGAGCCUGUCCCUGGGGAGAACGAGACCAAGCUGGGACUGCUGAACAGCUUGCUGCAGCAGAGCACUGCUGAUACACCCAGUAUUUAUAUCUAAAUCCAGGCAAAUUUAAGGCCUGUGGUACAGAACAUACAUCUUGCCUAUGAGGACAACCUUCAGGCUACUACGCGCAAGGAAAGAGGUUAUCAGGGUAUGUUUGCUUUCCUUAUCUAUUCCACACAAAUAAAAACCUCUGAAACUUU
Molecule: messenger RNA, 2531 nt
Organism: Gallus gallus (chicken)
Lineage: Eukaryota; Metazoa; Chordata; Aves; Galliformes; Phasianidae
Gene: PPCDC
Product: phosphopantothenoylcysteine decarboxylase
Exons: 8
Coding region: 670-1356 (228 amino acids)
Biological process (GO): coenzyme A biosynthetic process
Cellular component (GO): phosphopantothenoylcysteine decarboxylase complex
Molecular function (GO): FMN binding; phosphopantothenoylcysteine decarboxylase activity
Source: RefSeq, a predicted model, not a curated record